GCUUGUUCAGCCUGCUAUUACUUCCAUUGCUCCAUCUGUAACAUCUCUCGUUUAUAUCCAAACCAACCCCGCUCCACAAUGCAUACCUUCACCCUUGUCUCCGCCAUCUCGGCCAUCGGCCUUUCCUCUCUCGCGCGCGUCGCCGCCCAGGAGGCCCCCUCUUGCGCCACGACCUGUCUCUCGGGCUCGCUCUCCUCCUCCGGCUGCUCGUCCGUCUCCGUCGACUGUCUCUGCAAAUCUGACGCCUACAUCGACGCCGUCACCUCCUGCGUUGCUUCCUCCUGCGCGCAGUCCGACUGGCAGGCGGCCCUAGACUACGCCCAGAGCCUUUGCGACUCCGCCGGCGUCACUCUCUCCGUCAACACUGCUACCUUCGCCGGUGCCUCGGGUUCCUCUGCCACCAGCGCCGCCGAGUCCUCCGCCGCGACCUCCGCCGAGGCUUCCUCGACUGAGGCCUCCUCCAGCGCUGAGGCCUCCUCCACCGCUGAGGCUUCCUCCACAUCUGCCGCCGAGUCCUCCUCCGCCGAGCCUUCCUCCUCCGCUGAGCCUUCCUCCUCCGCGUCUUCCUCGGUCGCCGCCUCGUCGUCCGCUUCCUCCUCCAAGGCUGCCUCGUCCUCGCUCGCGACCUCGACCACCGGCGGCGCCGGUGCCUCCUCGUCCGCCACCAGCGCCUCCUCCUCCGCCGCCGCCGGCUCCUCUGCCGCCGAGUCCUCCGAGGCCGCGUCCUCCGCCGUCGCGACCCAGAGCGCGUCCUCUGCUGCCUCGCCGCUCGCUGCCGCGGGCGACUUCACCGUCGUCAAGGCUGUCGUUGGUGUUCUUGUCGCGAGCUUCGUCGCUGGCGCUGCCUCCCUUGCUAGAUUGUAAAUAGCAAAAUCAAGAGUUCAGAGGUGUAACAAACCAGUGAUGUUUCUUUUCGGUUUGCGGAUCCCCCUUUUUUCCAACUAUCCUCUGUCCUCUGAAAAGCACAGGUGGUUCACUUCUUUUUUUUCUCUUCUCUUUUGCUCUUUCUCUUUGUCUUUCUCUCUUCUUUCUCUCUUUGUGAACAUUGAAAUGAAAGCAAAUGCUUUCCGACAGGUGAUCAUCACUUCUGUCCUUGAUGUAUGAUAUGGUUUAAUUCUACUUAUUGGUCAUUGAAAA
Messenger RNA from Myxozyma melibiosi, 1137 nucleotides. RefSeq lists its product as uncharacterized. The transcript has a single exon. NCBI's taxonomy places the organism in Eukaryota, Fungi, Ascomycota, Lipomycetes, Lipomycetales, Lipomycetaceae. Bases 79 to 864 code for a protein of 261 amino acids. The record is from RefSeq and is a predicted model, not a curated record.